Messenger RNA from Eufriesea mexicana, 1029 nucleotides. RefSeq names its product retinol dehydrogenase 13. Gene Ontology annotation, molecular function: oxidoreductase activity. The coding region runs from base 20 to 997 and encodes 325 amino acids. The record is from RefSeq and is a predicted model, not a curated record. Lineage: Eukaryota; Metazoa; Arthropoda; Insecta; Hymenoptera; Apidae. The transcript is spliced from 6 exons.
UUUUAUUGCAUUCACAAAAAUGUUUUCAUCUAUUGCAAAACCUUAUUAUUAUUAUUCAGCAGCUAUUACUGUUGUUGGUGGAGCUUACUUACUAAAAGAUUAUAUUAGUGGUGAUUUCUAUAAGAAUACUGAAAAAAUGACUGACAAAAUAGUAAUCGUAACAGGAGCAAAUACUGGAAUUGGUAAAGAAGUAGUUCGUGACUUAGCCAAACGAGAAGCUAAAGUUAUAAUGGCUUGUAAAGAUAUGGAUAGAUGUGAAAAUGCACGUACUGAGAUAGUAUUAGAAAGUAUGAACAAAUAUGUUUAUUGCAGAAAAUGUGAUCUUGCCUCUCAAACAAGUAUUAGGAAUUUUGUAAAGCAAUUUAAAGAAGAGCAUGAUAAACUCCAUGUUCUUGUAAAUAAUGCAGGAAUAAUGAGAUGUCCUAAGAUUUAUACAGAAGAAGGAAUUGAAAUGCAGUUAGGUGUGAACCAUAUGGGACACUUUUUGCUAACAAAUUUAUUAUUAGAUACUUUAAAAAAUUCUGCACCAUCAAGGAUCAUAAAUGUUUCAAGUAAUGCACAUAAACGUGGCAAAAUUAAAUUGAAAGACUUAAAUAAUGACAAAGAUUAUGAGCCUGGUGAAGCGUAUGCACAAAGUAAAUUAGCUAUUGUUUUAUUUACAAAAGAAUUAGCAAAGAAAUUAAAUGGAACUGGUGUUACUGUAAAUGCAGUUCAUCCUGGUAUAGUACGAACAGAAAUAACGCGAUAUAUGAAAAUUUAUCAACACGUUUUAGGUAGAUUCUUUGUGAAUACAUUCACUUGGUUUUUCAUGAAGCCACCCAUAAAGGGUGCUCAGCCUGUUUUAUUUACUAUAAUGGACCCAUCUUUAAAUGAUGUGACAGGGGCCUAUAUUGCUGAUAAUAAAAUAUCGAAUGUUUCGGAUGAAGCAAACAAUCAAGAAAUUGCAAAGUGGCUAUGGUUAGUUAGUGAGAAGUGGACUAAAUUAAAUUAUGUUUAAAUUGAUGUAAAUACAAGAUAUUUUUAUUAAAG